AUGGCAAAUACUGGGGUCGAGGAACUCUCAGAGCUGAAGAAGAAUAUCAAUGACGUCUUCAUCUUGACGAACGGAAUCAUCGUCUGCUUGAUGCAGUGCGGGUUUGCAUGCCUAGAGGCUGGAGCAGUACGUUCAAAAAACACGACCAACAUCAUUAUGAAGAACUUCAUGGACAUUCAUCAGUGCCCUGUGCUACUGGCUGGUAGGAUACGCCCUGGCACAUGGAGAAGGCAACCCGUUCGUGGGACACACGUACUGGGCCGGCGUUGGAAUCCAGGGGCAUCAGAUGGCUCAUUGGUUCUUCCAAUUCGUGUUUGCCGCAUCGUCUCCGGGGCAGUUGCCGAGAGGUGCCACUUUGUUGCCUACGUCACCUACAGUGCAGUUAUAUCAGGCUUAGUGUACCCUGUGGUAAGCCGCUGGGUGUGGGCAGAAGAAGGAUGGCUGAACCAAAUGGGAUACAGAGAUUUCUCAGGCUGUGGACCUAUCCACCUUCUCGGUGGAACGUGUUCUCUGUUUGGAGCCGCUUUCCUGGGCCCUCGACUGGGACGUUUUAGCAGCAAGGCGGAGGAUUCUCAAGAGAUACCAGGACAUUCCGUGCCGCUGACUGGUCUGGGGGGCAUGAUCCUGGUAGCAGGGUUCCUGGCGUUUAACGGUGGCACGCUGGGGUCAAUGACGAGACCCGGAGAGAGUGAGCUGAUCGCCCGGGUGAUCAUCAACACGGUGAUGGGUGGCACAGGAGGAAGCAUAACGGUCAUGUUGGCGAGCAAAUUGGGUCUGAACGGGGUCCCCAGCUGGAGCUUCUUGAGUACGUUAAACGGGGCCUUCAUCGGCAUGGUGUCAGUGUGCGCGGGUGUCAACGAGAUGAACAUGUGGGAGUGUUUUGUGUCUGGGAUGAUUGCUGGUCCAAUCUACAUGAUAAUCCACUACGUUGUUCUGUGGUGUAAAAGUAAGUAUGAAAUGACGUUCAUUACGUUUAGUACACGGUUUCUUGCUACAGUAAUACAAAAAUGUAAAUUUGUCUCUGUAUGGACACAUGCGAAGACGAGUUUAAACUCCAUGCAUUCACUAAAACACAAGAAUAUGAAACAACAAGUAACAUUUAUGACCAAUAAAUGCAGCAAAUGA
Zootermopsis nevadensis is the source of this 1125-nucleotide messenger RNA. The record is from RefSeq and is a predicted model, not a curated record. Lineage: Eukaryota; Metazoa; Arthropoda; Insecta; Blattodea; Termopsidae.